Messenger RNA from Tympanuchus pallidicinctus (lesser prairie-chicken), 3185 nucleotides. RefSeq names its product testis expressed 9 (gene TEX9). The record is from RefSeq and is a predicted model, not a curated record. The transcript is spliced from 13 exons. Bases 16 to 1521 code for a protein of 501 amino acids. NCBI's taxonomy places the organism in Eukaryota, Metazoa, Chordata, Aves, Galliformes, Phasianidae.
UAAAGAUUUAGUAGAAUGUCGUGUAUAAUGGCACCUCAGAACACGUCUCUUCUCUCUCGCCCAAAUGGCCGGCAGCCCAGUGACAUACUGGGGCCUCUGGUCAGGGCUGGGGGCUCUGCCAGAGGGCUUCCACACGGUGCACGAGAGGGGACGUGCGGCCAAUCGCUGCACUUUCUCCACUUGGCAGCAAGGUCUGAAAUGUGGCCGCCGCUCGAAACCAAGGGCUACGGAAAGCGGCAGGGAGAAAAGAAAGCCGUGCCUCGGCCCAUAGCGGCGGAGUGGACGGGAGACGAGCGGGGACGGCCGGUUGCCGUGGAGAAAGCAACGCCGCGCGGCAGCCUGCGCGCGAAUAAAAUGGCGGCGGGCGGCAACGGCCCGUCGCGGGUGUGCAGAGCGCCGGGCGGCCUCUCGGAGCCCGCCGGGAGCGGCGCGGUAAGCGGCGAUCUGCUGGCGCGGGAGGAGCACUACAAGAAACUGAAUGCAGAAUUAGAAGCAAAAAGAGAAAAACUGAUGCGUCAGACCGAAGAAGUCAUGAAGAGCCAGCAAGAGACACUAUCUAGACCAAUUUCAGUACAAACUAAGUACUGUGAAGAUGACAAACUGAGAGAUCCACUCUUUCUUAAAGUUUCAUCUCUUAUGCACUCUCACACCAAGCCAUCAAACAAAAAGAAAUGUGCUUCUGCAUCCAUGGUUCAGAAUAGAACGUAUUCUGGAAAUAAAGGGAAAAGAAUAACAUCAAGUUCAGAAAUCAAUCUGGAAACACAAAAUGCUGAUGAUGUUGCAGUGUUGGAGGAUUGCACUGGUUUUUCUUUAGCAAAAACAGUGAGUGAAAUUGAAGGAAAAGUAGAGAAAGGAGGCUUGCCAGAUUGUCUGGAUGAUGAUAUUAUUCCAAACACUGCAAGUGAAGUUGGAGCAGAAACACAAAUCAGGUUUCUUAAGGCAAAGUUACGUGUUAUGCAGGAAGAGCUGGAUAGCAUCGUGUGCGAAUGCAGCAGAAAGGAUGAUGAAAAUCAGAAUUUAAAAUCUCAGCUUAAAGAUACUGAAGAAGAAAGGACGAGACUGCAACGAAAGAUCAGCGUGCAGCAGUCUCAGACUGAGAAAUACAAGAUGUUAUCACAAGAAGCAAGCAAAAAGUGUGAAGGAUUACAGCAAGAGGUUGUUUCACUAGAAAAGGAAUUAGAGAAUUUAAAGCGUGUACAAAAACAAGCUGCAAGCAGACAGAGCGCAACAGAGGUUCGCUUAAAUAGGGCCCUGGAAGAAGCAGAAAAGUAUAAAGCAGAGCUGAAUAAACUGAAGCAAAGUAACAAGGAUGUAGCUAACCAAGAACUCAAAAUAAUUGAAGAAUUAAAGGCAGAAAACAAGAAACUGCAGAAACAAAAAGGAGAACUAAUAACAGGUUUCAAAAAGCAACUGAAGUUAAUUGAUAUUUUAAAGAGACAAAAGAUGCACAUUGAAGCUGCUAGGAUGCUUUCUUUUACUGAAGAGGAAUUCAUGAAAGCUCUUGAGUGGGGAAAUGAUUGAUUCAAACUUGUUUGAAAUACAAAGCAGACGCCUGACAGGCUGCUUUGGAAUGUCACAUGCAAUACAGAUUUCCUGUGAAGUUCUGAGCCCAGCUGUCUGUUCUGUAAGGAGCCAGGAGGCACACAGAGCAGGUGAACUUUGUUAUCUGUUCUUCUGUUUUAGCAUUCAAAACUGUUAAUAAGGUAACAUUCAGUCUAAAGAGAAGCCAGAGUGACUAUAAUCUGAUACAGCUUAUUGUUUGAAAGUUCCUAUUUUAUUUAGUCAAGGUAAAAAAAAUAAAUAUAAAUAUUCAUAUAUUUCUGUGGUCAUUAGAUACUGGUAAUGGAUACAGUCAGCAGCAAUGGCUCCAUAUCACAGGUGCUCUACAUGCAUUAUCUCCUGAAAAAGUUUAUCAUCUCAUCAUUAUAACAGAGUAUUAAAUAAAAAUACGGGUGUAGAUGAACCAUGCGUAUCAUGUACACUAAUGAACAAGAGUAAUAAAAGCCCGUGCUGGUUAAUGAAGCUUUGUUAAACCUCAGCUAUUUCAGUGGAUUCCUGAGAGUGAUUUAGUAGAACAGUGACACACAAAGUUUGUUUGAAGUGAGGCUAUUAGCAAUGACUCUGCAAGGUGCUUAUAGUGAGAGCAGGGCUGGUCUCUUCUCACUGGUGACAGGACGACGGGAAAUGGCCUCCAGCUGCACCAGGGUAAGUUUAGGCUGGAUAUCAAGGAAAACUUCUUUACAGAUAGGGUUGUGAAGCACUGGAAUAGGCUCCCCAGGGAGGUGAUUGAGUCACUAUCCCUGGAUGUGCUUAAAAACCAUUUGGAUGUGGUGCUCAGGGACGUGAGCAGAGGGCUGUUAGAGUUGGGGUAGUAUGGUUAGGUCAUGGCUGGACUUGAUGAUCUUUAAGGUCUUUUCCAACUUGAGCAAUUCUAUGAUUCUAUGACUCUGAUCUCAAAAUGAGAAUUACACCUCAGAUUUUACUAGCACAAUCACGUGAGCUAGCAGUGGAAAAAGUAAUUGUGAUCUACCAUUAGUGAUUUGUAUUACCUACCUUUAGAUUAGUUAUUUAACAGUACAAUGCAAAUGUAGAUACUUCGUUAACUUACAAACAGAAACAGUGCAUUAAGAUAAUCGUAUUGUCUGUUAUGUGACACCCAUCUGAACUUGCACUACUUCAGGUUUCUGCCGUGGGCUGAAGAAAACAUUUUCAAACACUGCUUCAUCACUAACUCAGUUGUAUUUAGCUGAUAGAUUAUUGAGAAAUCUGUAGCAGUUUAUUCCUGAAAAAUUUAAGUGCAUUUAAAUAAGAUGAGCCGUUCUUCAGUUCAGAGCUCCAGUCUUAAAAUGGAGACUUUUAUGAGAAUAAAAACGAGUUCCUUGCUGUUAACAGCAGGUAGACAUUUGCAUUAGCAAUCAGAUGACAUCUAGUGGCAAAGCAGGAGGGCAGGCAGUGGAAAUUUCAGCUCUCUUCAGAAGAUGGAUUAUCUCUUCUCUUCUGAUAAGCCAACCUAAACUCCUCACCAAGCAUGUUAAUAUCAUCUUCUCCUUUGAGUAUUCCCUGGAGAAAGAAGCACCACAGAAGAUAAAAAGAAAUUAAACAGAUAAUUAUGGAUCUCUGCAUUUUUUUAAUGGAAACGAUUGUAUAGCUAAUACCUUGGAACCUGUGUUAUCUCUAAAACAAAA